Messenger RNA from Schizophyllum commune H4-8, 3138 nucleotides. RefSeq lists its product as uncharacterized. The record is from RefSeq and is a predicted model, not a curated record. The transcript has 8 exons. The coding region runs from base 1 to 3138 and encodes 1045 amino acids. NCBI's taxonomy places the organism in Eukaryota, Fungi, Basidiomycota, Agaricomycetes, Agaricales, Schizophyllaceae.
AUGCCCGCCCUACACUGCUGUCCAUACUGCACGCGCAAGGACUUCGACGGUCCACAAGGUGUUAAAUCACACCUUUCCCAAUAUGCGCCUUGCCGCGAGCGCCUGGAACGCGAUGUAGCCAACGCAUCCCGCGCAAACACGACGUCAGCAGAUGCUGACGCCCAGCACAUGCCAGGCCUCCCUCCGCUGCAGCCACAGUCCGCGCAUACACCUGACGAUGACAAGGAGCAGGCUCCCCACACCGCUCCUCGGGGGCCGUAUGUCACUGUUUACCCUCGCGCAGCAGGCGCUCGGUUGCGCAAGGCCCGUACACCCUUCGAGUCAUUAAGAGACGCACAAAUCAAGCACGGACUACCUCCGUACGCACCCUUUCGAAGCAUGGACGAAUGGGAGCACUUGAGGUGGCUCGUGACGAGCGGCGCGAGCCAGAGCAAGAUAGAUCAAUAUCUAAAGUUGAACUCGAUCCGCGCGAUAGGUCUGCCGUUCCACAACAAGGAUGGCCUCUUCAAGUUCGUCGACACGCUACCGCAGGCACCCGCGUGGUCAUGUCGUCGAUGGAUCGUGCCUGGGAAUGUGUUAGGACCGGAUGGGCAGCCUUUGACAGAGGAGAUUGAGCUCUGGCUGCGUGACCCUGUCGAGUGUAUCCAGGAGUUACUCAGCAAUCCCGCAUUCGAGGGAAAGCAGGCAUACGCACCCUGCCAGAUAUUCAGCAGCUUGGACAAGGAGGGCAAUGGCGUCAAUCGCGAGUAUGACGAGAUGUGGACUGGAACGUGGUGGUGGGAGAUACAGAAUAAGCUGAAGGACGGUGCAACCGUUUGUCCCGUCAUCCUCGCGACAGACAAGACGCAGUUGUCGACGUUCAGCGGUGACAAGCAGGCCUGGCCGGUCUAUCUAACCAUUGGCAACAUCGCGAAGGACGUCCGUCGCCAGCCAUCAUCCCACGCCACCAUUCUCGUCGGCUACCUGCCAGUCAGCAAGUUGACGUGCUUCCACGAGAAAGAGCGCUCACUCCAGGGCUACCGCCUCUUCCACAAAUGCAUGUCCAUCCUCGUCGAGUCCCUCGUCAAGGCGGGAAGUGACGGAGUGGACAUGGUUUGUGCGGAUGGCUGGGCUCAGGCGGAGGGUAAAAGCCCGCCGGAGUUUGUCGAGCUCAACAUGCGGGCAGUCAAGCCAUUCUGGGCAGACUUGCCCCACACCGACAUCUUCUCAUGCAUCACGCCCGACCUCUUGCAUCAGGUGCACAAGGGCGUAUUCAAGGAGCACCUGGCGAAGUGGGCAACAUUAGCGAUUCGUAUCCCUUCGGGGGAAGCGGAGUCGGAGGCAGCGCAGAAGAGGGAGAUGGACUCACGCUAUCAGACCAUGCCCCUGCACCACACCUUGCGGCACUUCGCGAAGGGUAUCUCGCGCACGACUCAGUGGACCGGGAAGGAGCAGAAAAACAUGGAGAAGACGUUUCUUGGGGCGCUCGAUGGAGCAGUCGACGUCGAGGUCGUCCGAGCAGCACGAGGGGUUCUCGAUUUCAUCUACUACGCGCACUUCGAACGACAUACAGACCAAUCUCUGUCCGAGAUCGAGGCCGCCUGCGCCGCCUUCCAUGCGCACAAGGGCAUCUUCAUCGACCUGGGUAUCCGUGAGCACUUCAACAUCAACAAGCUCCAUGCAAUUCUGCACUACGCAGACGCCAUUCGCUCGCGGGGAACCGCGGACGGAUUCAACACAGAGGGGACGGAGCGCUUACAUAUUGACCUGGCAAAGCUGGGAUACCGAGCGUCGAACCGGCGGCAGUAUACCGCCCAAAUGACGCGCUGGCUAGCUCGGCAGGAGGCGCGGUUUGGGACUUUUCUUCAGUGGGCGAUGCCGGGCUAUGUCGCCAACGAUGCAGCAACAGCGGAGGACAAUGAGGACGAGGAGGAGGAGGGGGAGGAGGGUGCAGAGAACGCAGCAGAUGCAGAAGCAGACGACGAGGGUGACGAAACGGAAGACGUGUACGACGAGGAGAACUACGCCAUCGCCAAAGUUCCUCCCUUCCCACGAUUAUCAUUAUCCUCGAUCUUCCGCGACUAUCACGUCGACGAACUGCAGUAUCACCUCCUUACCUUUCUCGAUCACGAAGGCGUUAUUCCCCUGCACACCGACCUCGGCGUCAACUCUCCCAUCACCUUCCCAGUCUACAAGGACGUCAAGCUCAAGCUCAAACCCCUUGCCGAAGCCGCAUCGGACUCCGUCGACGACAAGGUCGUUGCGAUCCCGGCGAAGCCGCGGAGAGUCACCAAGGCCGGGGUAACCCUACCCGCCUCCCCCGCACAGUGGAGCACGGCGCUUGUGAGAGAACGCGCAGCAAAGCAGGAUGCGGGACCUCUGGAUGGCCUCACUCCUGUCCGCGUCCGCCUUCUCUUCCGCCUCCCCUCCGGCAUAGGCUCCUAUCCCCAUCCCCUUGCCUACGUCGACUUCUACACGCCACUCUCGGACAACACAGCAUUCAACAAGGAUCUUGGCAUGUUCAGUAUCAAGCUCGCGACUCGACGUGGUGCACAACAUUCCGCUGUCAUACCUGUGACCAAGCUGCUGCGCUCCUGUCACCUCAUACCCGCCUUCAAUCGCACGGUCAACCCCAACUGGACCGCGGCGCGCGUCCUUGACCUUGCUCCCAAGUUCUAUCUCAACCCCUACCUACGCCAUCACGACUUCUAUCUAUUCCGUGUUCUAUACGAGCGCUACAGACACGAGCGAGCUAGUCCAGUAGUUCGGGGCCCUUUCCUGAUGGAGGAAGGCGAUAGCUUUAAGUUCUUUGCUGAUGAGAAAGCUUUGAUCUUACGCCCCGCCGGCAAGAAGCCCGUAAAAGACUCGGAUGGGGAUGAGGUGCACACGCAUGAGGUGCAUUGGCUGACGCAUAUCCCGACCGCUUUCAAUACCGUCAAGUCUUCGUACAUGGCCUACGGAAACGAGGCGCAACUGAAAUACUCGUACGGGAUGCCGGUCCUCCUCGCAUAUGUCAAACCGUACGCUGCCAGAAAGCAGCAAGCAGAAGAAGCUGCUGCAAACCUCGGCGCUCAACAAGUUGACAAUGCGGAUGCCCCCGACGCUGAGAAGUCUUCGCAGCCUAGGGACGAUGAAAGACCCUCCGAAGCGAAUAUGUGA